UGCUUUAACUUGUCCUUGUCAUCAAUAUGAUUAUAUUGGUCGAUGUCAAUUACCUUUUCGAGAACGAAUAAUGAAACAUCGUCUAUAUAAUGGUCGUAUUAUUAGUAAUUUCUUUAUUGGUCAAACCGUAGCUGAUCGUCUUCGAGAUGAAUAUGAGGAUCAAACGAUAUCUGAAUCACAUACAAAACUUUAUCAACAUUCAAUUCAAUGUCUUGCAACUAUAGAAAUGUUUUUGACAUGUCAUCCUCGUUAUUGGUGUUUUGUUCCUAUGACUAGAGAACAGGCCAUUAUAGAUGAUAUGAAUUUAACUUCUACAGAAAGAAAUCUUUUGGCCGAAUAUCAAAUGUCUCAUUCAGAAUAUAAUACCCACGAAACAAGCACAAAUUCAUUUCAACGAAGUGAUAAUAAUGCAAGUUGGUGUAUGAAUAAUAUACCAUCGCCUCCCUCCAACUAUCAAUUUUCAUUACGACAAAAACUUGAUCAAUGGAAUUUUUUUCAAAAUCGGUCAGAUAUAUUUACAUCACGAUACAUUAAUCUAUACAAUCCAACAAUUGUUAUCGCUUUAUCUGAAAGUGCUUCAGAUGAGAUGCGUCACCUCAUACAAGCUUUAUUAGUGACUCAUGCCGAACCGAAAUUAAAUAGAACCAUCAAUGAUUCAUUAUUGACUUCUGCUAACUCUAAUAAUAAUAAUAAUUGGUAUCAACAUUUAAUACAUCCUCGUCUACGUUUAUCAUAA
Adineta steineri is the source of this 736-nucleotide messenger RNA. The record is from the annotation of a GenBank genome assembly. NCBI's taxonomy places the organism in Eukaryota, Metazoa, Rotifera, Eurotatoria, Adinetida, Adinetidae.